This is a messenger RNA of Arxiozyma heterogenica, 444 nucleotides long. It is a transcript of the gene YCH1, whose product is annotated as phosphatase YCH1. NCBI's taxonomy places the organism in Eukaryota, Fungi, Ascomycota, Saccharomycetes, Saccharomycetales, Saccharomycetaceae. The record is from RefSeq and is a predicted model, not a curated record. Gene Ontology annotation, cellular component: nucleus; cytoplasm. Gene Ontology annotation, molecular function: protein tyrosine phosphatase activity. The coding region runs from base 1 to 444 and encodes 147 amino acids. The transcript has a single exon.
AUGAGUGUUGCAGAUUUAAGGUAUAUAAAUGCUUCAGAACUAUAUCAAUGGAUCCAAAAGGGACAUACCACUUUGUUGCACGAACCGUUCCAAGUCAUUGAUGUUCGUGGAAGUGACUAUGUUGGAGGUCAUAUUGUAGGCGGAUGGCAUAGACCGUAUAAACAGAUGUCACAUCAUCCAGAAUUAUUAGACCAAUUACUUGAAGAUCUUCGAAAUCUUGCGACAUCAUCAAACGAAAAAUGUGUGAAUGCGAUCUUCCAUUGUGCUCAAUCACAGCAAAGAGGUCCUUCAGCAGCACUGAAGUUGUUAAGAAUUAUGAACAAAAAUGACCGUGAACAUAUUCGUGUUUGGAUUCUACGUGGAGGCUUUAAUCAUUGGCAAGAUCAAUAUGGUGACAACUCAAGUGUAACAGAAGAUUAUCAACCAGAUCUUUGGAGUUGGUAA